CAGAUGAUGUCUGAGUUUCUACGGAUCAUCCAUCAGCACAGCGUAUGACAACUUUCUCAAGGGAAAGCAGCUGGAUUCAUAAAUUUAUUCAGCUAGUGUCUACACAUCUUCAUCUAAGGUUUAACAAUCAAACUGCAAAUGCCAUGGGUUGUUUUGCAUCGCGUAAUAACAGAAUUGAAAUUGUAGUCUCAGUUGCUGAGGCAACAUCGACUUCGAGAAUCAGAGACAUUCCGCUAUCACACGAACAAAAAUGCAUUUUAAGAGAAUUUUGGCAGCUCAUUGAGCCCAUUAAGAGCGUCAUAGGAAAGAAAGUGUUUGGACGGUAAGUGUUUUAAAUACUCGCUAUCUCUGGUUUGUUGUGUUUCAUUUCCUAAAAAAAGAAGACUGUAGAGUCUCGAGUUGACAGUAGCUUUUUUAUGAAAAUAUCAUACCACUAUUAGGAUUGGAAUCGUUUAAAAUGGAGAAAAAGAGGAAACAGUAUGCUGAUCCUUAUUGGAUGUCAUGCUACACGUGAAAGUUGCUAACUUAAACAUGCUGAAUCCAGUGGUACAAUUCCUUGGUAUAUAGGAAGGUCUUCGCGCGAUUAUUCUUAAUGACUUCCAUGUUUUUUUAUUCUUCGUUCCUCAUUUGUUACCAAUAGAUUUUACCUCUAUUUUUCGUUGCAUGAUGAUCGAAACCUCAAUUUCGAUGGAUGAUAUCCUAAAUAAUUCAUUUGAAGUGUCAGUAAACACUAAAAAUUUGUUGUUCAGUCGGUGAUGACCAUGGUAUCGAUAAAACACAGCGUUGAAGAUUUUGUUCGAACUAGGAAGUUAAUGUACAUCAUUUUCUAUUUUCAAAUUUAAGUUAUAUUUGAAUAACAUGUGAUUUUCUUUUUUUCUUCACGCGACCCCACAAGCUUGUAUUUCCAACAGCCGAAAUGCGUGCACCUUUCAAACUCAAUUUGUUUUUUUAUAACAUUUAAAGACGUUCACCAAAAAUAGAUUUAUAUUUCAAGUGUGUUUUUUUUUAUUUUUCAUGUCAAUAAGUCGCCAUUGUGUCUUUGGAACCCAUAUUGUUUUGCAGAAAAAAUUCGUUCCCAACUGCAACAUUCAAGCAUUUAUAUAAAUCAUUUGAAAAAUGAGAAGGAAAAAGGAGCAUUUCCUGGGGAACUAAGAACAAUUAUUUACAAGUUUACGGAUAGGAUCGGUAGCUGUUUAUAAUUGCUGACAUAUUUUUCACUGCCUAAAUCAUCUAUGAGCUGAUCAGGUUCAGAAUAAUUUUCACAUUUGUGAGAAAGAGGGUUAGUCAUCGCGUAGAUAGAAAUGAGUUUUCCAAAUGCAAAAAACCUAAAAUAUAACAGGCAAACUUUCGCAACUGCUACCGAUGUUUAUGAAUUGUUGAGGACCAUUGCUGUCUAGAGAAUUUGCAGACUUAUCAUAACGUGUUUAAUGUCCUUCAAAAGGUGCCACCUGUCGUUUGUGUAUUUCCUGUUGUAUAAAGAGUUAAGCUACGACUUAGCUAGAGCAAUACUUGAACAAGUCGCUAGGAACCGAGCCCCGGUUUCAAAGAAGAACCUGAGAAAUGGAAACAAUCAACAAUUAAGUAGACUGUGAAAACGUUUUCUCGAGCCUUUCCGUGCGCAAACGCGAAAGUACCAGCGCUGCUGCGUGUUUUGCUAGUUUUCUUACCAAUCGGGUCAUUAUUUUGCGCAAAUUGACUUUCAAAUGCAAACCCAUGCGCACUACCUUCGUGAUAGCAUAGCUCUAUUGAGGAUGUGAAUGGAGAUUCAUAACUGAGAAGCUGUGGCUUGUUGUGAGUAUUUCUCAGUGUCUUGAUUUUUUUGCAUAACUUGCAAAAUAGGAGUAAAGUUUAUAUCUAAAGUAAACGUAAGUCGAAUUUCCAUUAUUCAGAGUUAAUAAUGAUGUCCGUGAAUGAUUUUGUUUCAGACUUUUUGAGUCCAACCCAAGAAUUCAAGACAUAUUUCCCGCCUUUAAGAGUUUGAAACUUGAAGCCGUAAUCAACUCUCGAUCUCUGUAUCUUCACGUCAGACAAGUCAUGACUGCGCUGGAAAAUGCUAUUUUUUUCUUUAAACGACGCAGAGGUUUUCAUCGAGUAUUUAAUGAAUCUUGAGAAAGACAUAAAGCAUGGCCCGUGAGGCUGGAACAUUUCGAU
Messenger RNA from Pocillopora meandrina, 2151 nucleotides. NCBI's taxonomy places the organism in Eukaryota, Metazoa, Cnidaria, Anthozoa, Scleractinia, Pocilloporidae. The record is from the annotation of a GenBank genome assembly.